AAAGCAAAAGAUAUGUCACUUGCAUUUGUCCACAUAAUACUUCCUUGGUCCUUUGUAUCAAUAUCAGUUUUCAAAGCUUCCAGAAUGGCAAGCUUGGCUUCUGCUCAGGCAUCAUCAAGGCUAGACGCUAUGAGUCUCACAAACACGAUCGUAUCCUUGGCUCGAAACGCCAGGACACACCGCCACAACUGUGGGCAGCUCGCUGAGCACGUAGGGAUGAUAGGAAACUUGCUCGAGAAGAUUAAAUCAACGGACCUGAUGAAGCUCCCCGCUACAAAGGAGCCGUUGGUUGGUCUUGAAGAGGCUCUUGAGAAAGCACUUCAAUUAGUGGAGAGUUGCAGAGACAAGAGCUGUCUCUACAUGCUUGCCAUGGGGUGGAGUGUAGUGUAUCAAUUCCGCCAAGUCCAAGCUGAGAUUGACCUCCACCUCAGUCUCCUAGUCCUCCCCAUGAUUUCUCUGCUUCAUGAGUUUCGCCUGCAGAAUUUGAAGGAAGGCCUGCAGGCCAUUGAAGAGGAUCAAAGAAUGUAUACACUUGAGGAAGAGGACAUGGAGGCCCAGAAUGUGGUAUUGAAACCUGAUAGAACAAGGACAGAUGCAGAGAUAUUAGAGAAGUCAUUGUCUCCAAAAUAUCCUAACUUGACUUUCAGUGAGGCACUUCAGGAGGAGAAGGAGAAGCUGAACAUUGAAUUGCAGCGGUCAAGAACGAUUAACGACGGCCCCGAUCAAUGCAGAGUGAUUGAACAUCUUAUUGAUGUAGCAGAAAAUGUGGUCAGUGGUGUGCUGCCUGGGAAGAAAGUUGAGAAGCUUCUUGUCAAUGAACCAAGUUAUGUGGUAUCAGGGUACAUAACCAAUGCCAAAUCCAUCUAUGGAGACCAUGGCUUACGGCCAGAGAAUGAAGGGCGGUUCGGGUGGCAGGCUGAUCUUUUCGGUUGUUGCAGCGAGCCUUGUCUAAGUGAGUUUCUCAGAGCCAUUAUCUUCCUUCUAAACUCUCUCUUUUCUCACUGUGUAAGUUACCAUGUUUCAAUAGGCCUGAAGAGCUGCGUCUACCCUUGUGGAACAUUUUCAUGGCAAUGUGGUGUCAAAAGGAAAAAUAUCUCGUGAACUAGCAACCAAUAACCUAAUAGCAUGCUCUUUUUUUGGUGGCUGUUGCUGUUACACUUGUUUUGUGAGAAGGAAAUUGCGGCAACUUUUUAACAUAGAAGGAAGUUCUUGCGAUGACUUCUUCACUCACCUCAUGUGCUGCUGCUGUGCCAUGGUUCAAGAACGACGAGAACUUGAACUCAGAAACUUUGAAGGUUGCAGAGGAACAAAUAUGAUCGUCCCACCAUCAGUACAAUGCAUGAAUGCAUGAAUCCUUGGGUGCCUUGUACUACGUCUUAGAUGCAUGUAAAUCAAUUUAUGAUUCCAAUCCAACAAAUUGGCAUGAAUAUCCUGUUACAUCUUUUUGGCUUAAAUUCACAUAUAAAGCUCCUGGACUA
This is a messenger RNA of Prunus dulcis (almond), 1478 nucleotides long. Its product is annotated as protein MID1-COMPLEMENTING ACTIVITY 2-like. Lineage: Eukaryota; Viridiplantae; Streptophyta; Magnoliopsida; Rosales; Rosaceae. The record is from RefSeq and is a predicted model, not a curated record. Bases 13 to 1101 code for a protein of 362 amino acids. The transcript has 6 exons. Gene Ontology annotation, biological process: cell surface receptor signaling pathway.